Molecule: messenger RNA, 1596 nt
Organism: Mixia osmundae IAM 14324
Lineage: Eukaryota; Fungi; Basidiomycota; Mixiomycetes; Mixiales; Mixiaceae
Exons: 4
Coding region: 25-1596 (523 amino acids)
Biological process (GO): negative regulation of transcription by RNA polymerase II; positive regulation of transcription by RNA polymerase II
Cellular component (GO): nucleus; transcription regulator complex
Source: RefSeq, a predicted model, not a curated record
CCGGCCAGCCAGUCGCCCCUGAGGAUGUCGGACCCCGGAAAUCGACAGCAGGCUACAGACUGGUCACGACUGUCCGCUCAGCAGAUACACUCCUGGAUCUUACAGCGUUCUCAGGCUACCGGCCAAGCCUACCCUGCCGUGCUAUCUCAGCUGCCACCCGAAGCACGCUAUGUCCUCGAACGAGCCCAGCAAGCCAUGGCACUCGAGGAGCCCACGCGUCAAGCUCAGGCUGUUCAGAUGCCGCUGCUCAACCCUGCCCCACCGCUAGGUGCUCCAUCUAUGAGCCUGGUUGGAGCAGAACAGGCAUGGGUAGCUGCCAAUCAUGCUGCCAAUGCACCUUCGCCUGCUUCACAACUCCUCGACCCGGUUCAGAACGGUCACAUGGAUCAGCAGCAGUUGCAGCAACGUCAAGCUGAACUGAUCAGGAUGAGAGGCUCACAAUUGGGUUAUCAGACGGCCGUCAACGGUCAGAUCAGAGAGAAUGGCACCAGACCAGGCAUGAGUAGAACUUCAAGUGGUACAGUCUACUCCAAUGGGCCAAGAGUACCUCUGCCGGGCUCAAGAGCACCAUCGCUACCACCACCCGCACGUCACGGCGGUCUGUCGCAAGAACAAGUAGCCACUCUCAAUGCGCACAACAACGCGCAGAAUCAAGCGAGAUACAUGCAAGAAUCGCGGCAGAACAGCUGGCACAGGGAGCAGAUGAAUCUCGCUCAGCAAGCCGUGCCCGCCAGACCGUUCCAGGCUGUGAAUCGCCCUGUCAACGACGGCAGCAUAGGCGCUGCUCGUCUGUUGAGGCUUGGCGAUCCUCUCUCGCAGCUUCUCCAGAUGAAAGACUCGUAUGAUGCCGUUCAAGCCUUUUGCGCCGAUCUCUUUACAGAGCGUGCAUCACUCAAGACUACCUUUACAGAGACAGGUACAGAUCAGCUCAAGACUUUCGAGAUCGGCUCUGCUGCCUUGCCGCGAUACUUCUAUGCUGCCAAAGAAGCAGGACUGAGCUCUCGCCAGAUCAAUCUAGAUGGACCGCGAGAGGCCGUCAGGAUGGCAUCGUUUGGUCAUCCCGUGCUUGUCGUCCAAUGCGCCCGUCUGACGGUGAUAGACACAUACCGGAACGGCUCCGUUGUUACGAAGACGGGCAGGCUAGAAUGUCAGCUCAUACAGACAACGUCCGCCACCGCAAUGGAUGACAUUGCUCAGUCUGCGCUGCCUAUACUCAAGAUCGAGUCUCUAGAGGUGGAAUAUACCUCAUCCACCGAGUCCGUCCUUCGAUCCGCUCUUGUCGAACAACAAGCAGAAGUCAUCAAGAAUAGUCGAGGACCGGCCAAGCUUUACAUCGUGCCCCAAUCGCCUGUCGGGACCUUUGGCGUCACAGAAUCCGAAUUACGGUGCAUGGAGGUCGCGGAAAGUGUUGGACAACUUCAAGAGCUGUUUCACUUUGUCCAGCGCGAAAAGCUCGGUCCUAUGGAGGGCCUACAGAAGCUUGCCGACUUCUACCGACAAGCCCAAGCUUGGUCAUCUCAGGACAUCGUCGGCACGCCAAACGCUGUCGCCACACCCUCGCAUGCUCAGUCACCCGCUCAGCAAGCUGCCCGAUAA